Cornus florida is the source of this 1244-nucleotide messenger RNA. RefSeq lists its product as uncharacterized. Bases 228 to 974 code for a protein of 248 amino acids. Gene Ontology annotation, cellular component: mitochondrion. NCBI's taxonomy places the organism in Eukaryota, Viridiplantae, Streptophyta, Magnoliopsida, Cornales, Cornaceae. Gene Ontology annotation, biological process: mitochondrial proton-transporting ATP synthase complex assembly. The record is from RefSeq and is a predicted model, not a curated record. The transcript has 5 exons.
AAAACAAAAAAUAAAAUAAAAAAAUAAAAUAAAAAAUUGACCUAAUCACAGUAAUUGUUGUAGGGUUUUGCCUACAGAUAUAUAUAGAAAUAUUAAUGUAUUUCAACAGAGGCCCAUGCACUCCGGCAGUUGCUGCCCGACAAUCGACAUCUGAGUCGAACUUCUUGUCUAUAAAAGUCCAUCAUAGUUAAUUUCAUACAGCUUCAGCAUAUCACAGACUAUAUAUAAUGCAGCGUCUACGAACAAGGAGUGUAUUAUCUUCAGCGGCAACGCUAUUUGGCAAUCCUUCACAUUCUUUAUUCCUCCCAAAGCAGUCUUUCACAACCUCCUCUCUGGGAAAAAAAUCCCAAAUUUUGCAACAACAGGCUAUUCCAGGCGAUUUGUUAAAAUGGGGUUCACUCGGUUUCUGUAGGACCUCGAAAUUUGCCACUGGGUUCGCCCCAUUGCAGCCAAAGCCGUUGGAUUCCAUCAUUGACAUUGGGAGGGCAAAGAAUCAAUCACCCGAGGAUCUCACCGCCAUUUGGGAUGAUUACCACUUGGGAAGAGGUCACAUCGGUGCAUCAAUGAAAGCAAAAUUGUAUCAUCUGUUGGUGCAAAGAGCGGCAGAUUGCCGGUAUUUUGUCAUUCCUUUGUGGAGGGGAAGUGGUUAUAUGACGAUGUUUGCUCAAGUGCAGAUGCCGCACAUGAUCUUCACUGGUCUUGAAGAUUACAAGGCAAGAGGAACCCAAGCUGCUCCCUAUUUCACUGUUUCUUAUUACACAGAAUUUGUGGAAAGCAAGGACUUGGUGCUUAUUCGUGGGGAUGUUGUCUUCACCAGCAAGCUCGAUGACACGGAGGCAAAAUGGCUUGUGGAGACUGCACAAUCUUUUUACUUGAAUGACGCUAGGUACAAGCUGGUUGAACGUUUCAACAAGGAAACAAGUGAAUUUGAGUUCAAGGAUGUUUUACGAUCACUGGAUAUGCCCAUCUUGUAGUUUGUAUCAAGAAAAUUUGGAAUACUAGCAGCAAGAAGAACCAACGGCACUAGAAUUGUCACAAGGCAGUCCACAUGGAAGUUUCAUCCUAUAGUUGUUUUCAUUUUACUUAGUGGAAAAGAUACGAGUGAAAGAGAUCCAUUUUCUUCCUUUGUGGGAUUUAUCUGCUGUUGUCUUGUGACACAUCAAGGUACUGGUUUCCUUUGUUUUAUGUUCUUGAGAUUAAGGUUGUUCUCCUCUGAAAUAUGUUAAAAGCACUUUUUCCUUCCA